Molecule: messenger RNA, 4001 nt
Organism: Elaeis guineensis (African oil palm)
Lineage: Eukaryota; Viridiplantae; Streptophyta; Magnoliopsida; Arecales; Arecaceae
Product: putative disease resistance protein RGA3
Molecular function (GO): ADP binding
Source: RefSeq, a predicted model, not a curated record
CACAUGCCUUAACGUACAACCAAAGCAAUAGCACUGCUUUCUCACCGUCUUACCGUCAUCGGUCUUCCCUGGAUUCUCGCUGUUCACAUCACUUUUGAAAGCCUUCACUCCGUAGCUUCCACAAAGCUUCCUUCCUUCCAUCUAUCCUCUAAAUUAUUGGUGUUAAAGCUCACAUCUUUCUUUCCAUCCCGGCCCUUAUUCAUCAAAGCUUCAUACGCCAAAGCCUCGAGAGGAAGAGAGGUGGCAGCAGCAACUCAACGUUAUGGCAGAAGCAGCAGCGGCAGUAUCAGUUGCGUCCCCCAUUCUGAAGAUUGUGAUCCAGAAGCUGGGCUCUGGCCUAUGGAAGCAGAUGGGAUUGGCAAGCAGCGUCAAGAAAGAUGUGGAGAAGCUACAAAGCGUGUUAGAAACUAUCACUGAUGUGCUUGAGGAUGCCGAGAACAGAUCCAUCAGCGACAAACCUCUGCAAGGCUGGCUAAGAAAGCUCAGAGAUGCUGCUUUUGAUGCAGAUGAUGUGGUGGACGAGUUCCAAACUGAAGCAUUAAGACAAAAAAUUGAGGAAAACAAUUGCAUCACCCGAAAGGUACGGGACUUUUUUUCCCUCAACAACUCAAUUAUAUUUUAUCAUAAGAUUGCUCGCAAAGUAAAAGAGAUCAGAGAGCGAUUGGACCAAAUUUCAGAAGAGAGAUUGAAAUUCCAUUUGAGCGAGAGAUCCAUCCCGGAAAGAUCUUUGGAGCGAGAGACCUACUCAUUUGUGAUCGAAUCUGAAAUUUAUGGCAGGGAUGAUGAUAAAAAGGAGGUCAUAAAUUUCUUAGUCUAUGUGGAUACCGAUAAGGAUGUCUCUGUUCUCCCAAUAGUUGGUUUGGGUGGAGUUGGGAAGACCACGCUUGCUCAGUUAGUGUACAAUGAUAAAAGGAUAGAUGAACAAUUUGAACUUCGGAUGUGGGUUUGUAUCGGCGAGAAUUUUGACAUUCCAAGGAUAAUAAGAGCAAUUAUCGAACGAGUGACAGGAACAAAUUGCGAGCUGUCUGACAUAGAGAUAAUGCAGUCUCUUCUUCGAGAAAAACUAAGAGAGCGGAGAUUUCUACUUGUUCUGGAUGACGUGUGGAAUGAGGAGGAAGCUGAAUGGGAAAGACUAAAACCUUUGCUGAGGGGUGGCAAGAAGGGAAGUAAGAUCAUAGUGACGACCCGCAGUGAAAGAGUUGCUAGCAUAAUGGGUAGCUCUGCACUACUCAGAUUGCCAGUGUUACCGACUGAUGACUGCUGGACUUUGUUCAGGCAGAGGGCGUUCGGGUUGGGAAGAGCUGAAGAGACGCCAAGCUUGGUAAAAAUAGGGAAGAAGAUUGUCCAGAAGUGUGGGGGUCUGCCGUUAGCCGCAAAGGCUCUUGGAAGCCUAAUGAGCUCCAAGAGGGGGGAGGUGGAGUGGUUAGCUGUCAAAAAUAGCGAAAUCUGGAAACUACCUGCGAAGGAGACUGGAAUAUUACCUGCCUUAAGAUUGAGUUAUGAUCAUUUGCCAUCUCAUCUGAAGCAGUGUUUUGCCUACUGUUCAUUGUUCCCAAAAGAUUAUUCAAUUGAAAGAGAAAGAUUGAUUCAGUUGUGGAUUGCUGAAGGGUUCAUUAAUCAUCCAUCAGAUAAUAAUAUGGAUUUAGAGAAUAUCGGCAAUCAGUUUUUUAAUAAUUUGCUAUGGAGGUCCUUUUUUCAGGACGCAGAAAAGGAUUCUGAUGGUAACGUGACGGUGUGCAAGAUGCAUGAUCUGGUCCACGACCUUGCUUGCUUUGUCAUAGGUGAUGAGGCCGGCAUCAUGGAGGCGGGCAAGGACACACUCAUUUCCCAUCGAUGUCGCUAUUCAUCAGUUGAUCAGAUCAACGACAAAACAUCAGAAUGUUUACAGCUUGCCAGCAAAACAAUGAAAUUGAGAUCACUUAUAUUUUUAUUUGAUUUUCGUAUAAGAACUGUAAACAUCAGUGCGGUGUCAAAUCUUACUUACUUGCGUGUAUUAGAUCUACAGCUCUCAGGGCUCCAAAAGUUAUCCAGCAGAAUAAGCAGGUUAAAGCAUCUAAGGUACCUAGACCUAUCAAAUACAUUAAUUGAGGCAUUACCUAACUCGAUCUCUUCUCUCUACAACUUGCAAGUGUUGAACCUUAUUAAUUGCAAAAAUCUUGAAGCAUUACCUGACCCGAUUGCUUCUCUCUACAACUUGCAAGUGUUGAACCUUGCAUAUUGUCGUAAUCUUAAAGAGUUGCCCAAAGACAUGAGAAAAAUGAGAAAUCUCAGACAUCUGUGCAUUGCCAGAUGUCAUCGUUUGACUCGGAUGCCACCUAAAAUGAGCCAGUUGAGUAACCUCCGGACACUGUCAAUGUUUGCUGUGGGCGAGGAGGAUGGAUGUAGCAUUGUGGAACUGCAACAUCUCAACCUGAUCGGUUGCUCUCUUGAAAUCAAGAAUCUAAAUAAUGUGAAGGAUCCAAAGGAAGCAAUGAAAGCAAACUUGGAGGCAAGGACAAAUCUGCAAUCGUUGAGAUUGUUAUGGAACGGACAUUCGGAUUGGGCACCGACACCAUCUUCUACAAAAAUGGUAGAGGAUGUGCUUGAAAAGCUCCUGCCUCAUCCUAAUUUAAAGCAGUUGACAAUAAGGGGCUACAUGGGCAUCAGAUUACCCACUUGGAUGGCAAGGGCAGAACUAGUGUCAACCUUAUUUUCAAAUCUGGUCCAGCUCAGAUUGUGGGGUCUGAAGUGGUGCGAGCAUCUUCCACCGCUCAGCCAAUUCCCCUCUCUGAAGCGUCUCGAUAUGUUUGGAAUGGAUGCUCUGAGGAAAAUAGAAGAGGAUGGUGGCACCAUGUCCGUCUCGCUAGAAGAGUUCAGAUUGGUAGGCAUGCCCGAAUUGGAGGAAUGGUGUGUAAAACCAACAGCGGAAUCGUUCCCUCAUCUUAGGUUAUUGGACAUACAAUCAUGCCCCAAAUUAAUGGUGCAACCAUGCAUCCCAUCCUCGGUCGAGCAUCUUAGGAUAUCAAGAAAUCAGAUGCUGUUAUCAGAAGGAAGCAUCGGAGGGUUGUCCAAACUGAAACGAGUGGACAUUACUUCUUGUGGAGCAUCAUCAAAGUCUGGGUGGUGGGGUGGGCUGCAAUACCUCACUUCCCUUGAGGAUCUACAGAUUUCAAAAUGUGACGAACUGAAUUGUUUGCCAGAGGGUGUUAUGUACGUGUCCGCACUCCGAACCCUUUCUUUGGUGGAUAACAGAAAUCUAAGGAGUCUAGAAUGGGGAAGAAGGGACCCUCGGUUCACUGCCCUCUGCAGUCUGGUGAUAGAUGGUUCCCCUGCAUUGACUGCUUUGCCGGAGUGGGUAGGGGGCCUCACCUCGCUUCAGUUUUUAUCGCUUGGGUAUUGUGACAACCUCGCAAUGCUGCCAGACCUCCCUGCGCUUCAAAAGUUGCAGAUUACGAACUGCCCCCUUCUGGCAAGGCGAUACAGUUUGGUGACAGGCGAGGACCGGCCCAAGAUUGCUCACGUUCCAAAUGUUAGAAUAGAAGAAAGCGAACUUAUAGAACAAACCAGCAAAAGAUGUACCUUCGGUACGAAAUAUGCCAGCCAGUUAAUGUCAGCAUGCUGCAUUGGUCACAGUUGAGGUUCCAGCAGCAGCUCCAUUCCGUGGAAGUAAACUCUUUUGAUCCUUCUAGACUGCACUUUGGUUCCAGGAGCUCAACUGUCACCACCAUUAAGGAGCUUGGCAACCAUGCCAAUGCAUCUUUAAAGCCUCACAGAGCUCCAGAGCCUGCCUGCAAAUCUUUUGUUGCCUCUGGGAAGAUGAUGCCAAAAAAGGGGAGUAAAAAAUUAGCACUAAAGCGCUUGCUUUUGAUUCAUAAACCAAAGAUGUCCAUGUUUGCUUCUAGUUCUAUUUAUUUGGUCUUCUGUCUCGUACUUCUUAUCGUCAUUACUAUGAAUAAUGCCACUGUUUCAUUUUUGCUCCUCUACUUCUUGUUUUUAAAGUACAAUAGAGUUCCAUUUGUAUA